AUGAUAUCUGACCGUCAUCUGCUUCUCCUUACAGAUGCAAGCUACGCGGCGGCCGACUCCAAUAGUUCUAAGACGUCGUUUACGCCGUGUAAGGUAUGCGGCGACAAGGCUAGCGGAUACCAUUACGGCGUCACCUCCUGUGAAGGAUGCAAGGGCUUCUUUCGACGGAGCAUCCAGAAACAGAUUGAGUACAGGUGUCUCAGAGAUGGAAAGUGUCUCGUCAUGCGUCUCAAUCGCAACCGAUGCCAGUACUGCCGCUUCAAGAAGUGUCUCGCCGUCGGAAUGAGCAGAGACUCCGUGCGGUACGGUCGCGUGCCGAAACGAUCGAAGGAGAAGGAGGAGCAGGAGCGGCGCGUGUCAACGACGGGGGAGCCCGUGCAGACGGAGCUCGAGGCGAAACAGCUGGCCAUCUACGACAUCAUCCUGACGCUGUCGCAGGCGCACCACAGCAACUGCGCCUUCACGGAGGACCGCAUCAAAAACAUGACGCGCAAGUCGGCGCAGUUUAGCUUUAAGCUUGAGGGGGAGGCUGUGACGACGCAGGAGUCCAUCGAUCAGCAGAAGAUCUACAUGUGGCAGCAGCUGGCCUUCUUCAUCACGCCGUCCAUAUCACGAGCCGUCGAGUUCGCUAAACGCAUACCAGGCUUCGGCGACCUGGGACAGGACGACCAGCUGAUACUCAUCAAGUCAGCGUUCUUCGAGGUGUGGCUGGUGCGCAUCGCGCGCAUGUUCAGUCCCAUCGACAACACGCUGACGUUCGGCGACGGCGUCUACGUCACGCGCGAACAGCUCGAAAUGAUGAUCACGGUGAAUCGGCCCGGUGUGGUUGAUACCCACACUGUCGCGGCAUUACAAGACAAACUCAUAGAGGCCCUCAAACUACAAAUUCAACGCAAUCAUUCCAGUGAGCCGCAUCUGUUUCCCACUCUGCUCAUGAGGUUGCCCGAGCUUCGGACGCUGGGGAACAAGCAUGGCGACCAGUUGCAGUGGUUCCGACUCAACUGGCACCAGCUGCAGUUACCGCCGCUGUUUGCCGAAAUCUACGACAUACCAAAAUCGGAAGAUGUUAUACAGUAGAGUGCGCUAAAGCUGCCAUGCCAGUGCGUUUUAGCCAAUCGCAUCAGCAUCUGCGUAUGCACAUGUCACUAGUGGUGCCCUCUGGAUCUGCUGUGGCUCACAAUUUAAAUGUCAAGUAUGCAGCAAUUCUUGUCAUUGUGGCACAAGGUGGCAGCACUGCAGCAUUUAUACACAAGGAGGCAGCACUGCAGCAUUUACCCGCAGGGUGUCAGUACUGCAGCAUUUCUGCUAAAGCUCUUCAUUUAUUUGCGAAUGGUCCCAAGACGCAUCUUGUGGUGCCCCCCGUUCGAAGAAAGACAUCUUGUGGCGCCCCCUGUGCGAAGAAAGACAUCAUGUGGCGCCCCCUGUGAGCAAAGAUGGAGAUCUUUGUGCCAAGGUUGUCACAUACCAAGGUCAUUGUGUGUGUUGUAGGGGGUAUAUACACUGAUGGUGUGUUGCUCAACCUCAACCAACCGGCAGGAUGGAAUGAGAGCUGUGGUCGUGUACCUGUGCUUGUCAGCGCCGUCUGUGCGAGGGGAAACAGCGCCCCCUGUAGUCACAUGAAAGCACUAGUUUUGUUAUGCACUGUCACUAUGGAAACGUACCACUAGCAAAUCAAAAGAAGCCAAAUUUGUUGUUAUUUAUUUGCAUGUGCGCACGCAUAGCGCCUUGCAGUUGUUAGAGAAUGUAUUACCCUCCCUAAUACCUAGCCAGGUUACCUUUAGAGUGAGUAUGUAUGAAAUAUACACGUGCACACUUAUAUACGCGCGCGCGUGUGUGUGUGUGUAUGUGCAUGUGCAUGUGUGCAGUCUGCAUAUACAUGAAUAUAUGUAUCAGCAUAAAUCAUUGUUGUAGUUUUCGUAGGUUUGUAUAGCCGGUCCAUUAAUUAUUGCGUAAUACUGGACCAGGAACGUAGAUUGCUACGUCACUUCCCUCCCAUCUAUAUCGUAACAGUGGUCUGUCAAUCUCUCAGCCUAAGCCACAGUGUCGUAUCAUGUGAUGUCAUAUCACAUCUAGUACGUCGCAUGCAUCAUCAUGUCAUCAUGUUACAUACCAUCUAGUGUCAUGUCACGCAUCACGCCGUGUCGCAUACGUCAUUCUACGUUGCAUUUCAUCUAGUAUCGUAUCACGUCCAUGUCAUGUCUCGUCUAGUAUCGUGUCACGUCCAUCAUGUCAUGUUAUGUCCCAGCUUGUAUCAUGUCAAUUGCGCCAUGUUACAUCCCAUCUUGCUGCUAGCUGUUCACAUUAGCUCACUCAUCAGCAUGUCGUACCAUUUCACGUCAUGUCAUAUCAUGUUAUAUCUGCCUUAUUCUAUAAACACUAUCCUGUCACAUCCAAUUGCCUUAUGAUAUUUUAUGUCACUCCAUGGCGUGUUAUAUCCUUGCAUGGCAUGUUAUCUCAUCCAGUGGUGUGUUGGGUCAUCAAAUGGUUUGUUAUGUUCACGUCGUCAUGUUCCGUGUCCGGCUGGGCAUCACGGAAAACGUUGACUGUUUUCACAUUCGUAAAGUCACGUGAAUCAACUUUGUGUGUGUCGUGAAACUACUAACUGUGCGCUGUACCAUUAUCUGUCAUGAUACGUCAGCUAUCCUACGUCAGAGUUCAUUCAUGUCCGCCGUCACUUCUCUCCUCGCUGAUAUAAUAUGGGUAUCUUUUUACUAACAGUUUAGGAUCGACUGCCAGACAGGGCGCUGGCGUAGGGGAAAACGUAUUUCUUAAAUCAUGUAUUUUUGAAAUCUAUACUUUUAUUCAGACUCGAAUGAAAUGAAAUGCUAGAAGUUUCAGGGAAUUUUUUCGUAACACUAAUGGUGAACGUACCAAUAAUACACUCUGCUCUGGCCUUUUUGGAGACGGACCUUUUUUUACCUGUAGUUUUUAAUAACGGCACCUCUUCACUCGUGCGGAUGUUACUAGCAGCAGAUAUUUGCCAGCAGCUGACCCGCGUGCGCUAGCGCCACAGCAAACUAGUCAGGUGUGGCCGGAAGUUGUGAUUUUGUCACGGUAGGUGGCGCUAGCGAGGGUCAGCUGGAGGCAGGCUGCGUCACACGUGGUUCCCUCGCAGCAUCUAGUGACUGAGAGCAGGUGUGGAGAUGUUUGUAUGAUUUGAGCACGUGUCGAUCGCGUGACUCCCAACUCUUCCACUCUUACACUCUACCUCAUCUUUUGUACCGCGGUUGUUUUUGAUGGUAUAUUUUCCUUCUAUACAAUGAGAGCAAGUUGCUGUCAGGCCGAUAUGUAGAUAUACAUUCCUAUGUGACCAUGUGCAGUGGUCAAAUGCAACAUUUUAUCAACUUUUUACAACACCUUUGUUAAUAACGAACUAUAUUUAUAGAUAUAUUAAUGAGCAAACUGCACACCAAACGUUUGAAAAUGAACGUUACUCACAAUCAUUGCCAAUCAGGAUGAAAGAUUUCUAUUGUAGACCUCUCCCUCCCUCCCUUCCCUCUGGCCCUAUCACUGUGAAUUCUCCUCUAUCCCUGCCUCCUCUCUUCCAUCCCCCUCUCUCCUCUUCCAUCCCCUUCUUCCCUCUUCUAUCCCUCUUCCCCUUCUCUCUUCAACCCAUUCUUGACCCAAUAUCGCUCGCCCCAUCUUUCUAAUUCCUUAGCCUGCUCUGUUUCUCUCAAACAAAGAGGGAAGGGGGAGAGUGUGUGCCUAGAGGAGAGACCUCGGAAAUCAAGGAUGCAAAUAUGAAGAAAUUUAAUCAUUAAUUAGUUUUUAGCUUGUCUUCAAAGUAGCCUUUUUCUCGACCUGCUGCGUAUUUUCUCUGGCUUAUUUUAUACACUGACGAACACGUGAUGUGCACGUGACUAACACGUGAUUGACACGUGAUCAGCGUUUAAGAGGCACGUGAGGCUCACGACGUGCUGUACACACGAGGAGCACUUGAUACAUAGGUGAUGCGCACGUGAUCAACUCGUGAUGUGUGGAAUGGGGUGAGGCCACCGAUCUCUAUAUACUAACUUGGUAUAUAACGUUAGUAUAAUAGAGAUCAGUGGGUGAGGUAGCAUCAUGGUUGUAAUGUCAUUGCUCACGGAUACGUAGCAGUGAUGGUGACGUGCCGUAUGUUUCUCUCGGCAUGUAGGACAGCAUGCCUGCUGCCCUCACCCCCUCCGCGCUGUCAUACCCCCACCCAUCCUACCCUCCCCCCUCGGACGCGUUCCGCGGGGUCGGGUCAAGGUGACGGUUAACGUUGUCUUCUGUCUCGCUCAUGUGGGGUGUUCUGAAAUGACAGCCCCCGCGUGUGCGGCAUACCUUGGAGUAAUCAUUCUGACCGAAUGAUUACUGUAAGGGCAUACAUAGAGUACUGUCGUUCCAUCUCAUGAACAAUUGUGAGGCCCCAUCUAUCCCGUUGUUAUCUCGUUGUUUCGUCUGUGACACUGUUCUCACGCUCUACUAACGGGGCAGGUGGAUCAUUAUUCAAAAUAUUCGUCACGAACGUAAGAUAUUAUAUUAUCGGAUAGAUUUUGUUCUGGCCGUGUGUGUGUGUGUGUGACGUAGACAGUGACGUCAGUAUAGUAUCAAUGAAUCGUAGCGUGUCAGUUAUUAUUAUACGAUAUUUUGCUGCUAAGCUGAAAGACGGCAGUGUUAUAAAAAAGUUUAAACACAUGAAAUGUGUUUUUUAAAUAAUAUCAUGCAAAAAACGUUUGUGUUGCGUUGUGUGUAUGUAUUUGUGUAGCAUGCAGCAAAUGUGGACCGUGUGUCCGUGAGCGAUCACUCACUGUAACCCCGUAGUCAGUCGUCGUUUUACUCCGUUAUUUCUGUUGUUAAAUACCAGAAUAUGAUUGUGCGCAUUUCUUGUUAGCGUGGUCACACGCUGAGAGAUAGAAUAUGCUGUUAUUUUAAUGUCAUUUUAUAUGUGGUUUUAAAUUGAGUCACCUGAUCGUAUGUAUGAGAUCAUAUAAUGUUUAGCAAGAGCUGAAGUGCUUCUAUAUAUAUAGUUCUCCCAAACCUCUGUGCCAUGUACAUUACAGUGUAUAUAUAUAUAUAUAUAUAUAUAUAUAUAUAUAUAUAUAUAUAUAGACGUGCACUGUAAGGCAUAGGGGCAGAAGGCAGUGGAUAUGUAGUGUGCCUAGCCUGGGAUAGUUUUAAAACAUGUAAGGCAGGAACUGAUUCAUUUGAUUAGUAUUUUAUACUGUGAUUUAGUUGUUUCAAGUAUCGAUGUAGAAUAACUGGUGUUGCUAUUAGUUAUCACUACUGCUGCUUCUGCGUUGAUGCUGCAGGCAACUAGUGCUGCGACCUGUUGGGGGAAAAUAUGAUGUAAAAGUCUUUAUGAUUUCUGCUAUUUCCAUAAAGAGAGAGAGAGAGAGAGAGAGAGAGAGAGAGAGAGAGAAAGAAGCGAGAGAGGCACAUGAAUAAACAUCAUUCCCAGGUUAUGCACACUUGCUGUUUGCUGCAAGUUAACUACCACCUUGACCAGCUGCGAUUGAUGUAAGAGCUGUCUUAGUCGGUGAUGUUUACAUCGAGCCGAUGGCCACCUCCAGUGUUUGACAUUCUGUGUUAGAAAUGGCUCUGUAAUAAUGUCUGACAAUUUACCACCCAUUCUUUAGCAGUAAAUAUUUUAGUUUUUAGAUUUUUUGUUUCUAUUGUAUCUAUUCAUUUGUUAUGCAGUUUUACAGUACAGGGUUUAUUACAAUAAAUUGAGGUGUCAACAAA
Priapulus caudatus is the source of this 5706-nucleotide messenger RNA. Its product is annotated as ecdysone-induced protein 78C-like. Bases 1 to 1077 code for a protein of 358 amino acids. Gene Ontology annotation, biological process: regulation of DNA-templated transcription. The record is from RefSeq and is a predicted model, not a curated record. Gene Ontology annotation, molecular function: sequence-specific DNA binding; zinc ion binding; nuclear receptor activity. Lineage: Eukaryota; Metazoa; Priapulida; Priapulimorpha; Priapulimorphida; Priapulidae. The transcript is spliced from 9 exons.